AAAAAAAAAAAAAUAGAAAAAGAAAAAAAUAAGAAGAAAGCGAUCCGAACCACAGAAGUGUACUAAUGUGCAUUUUUGUACGAGUAGGAGUCGUCUAAUAGAAAGGCCACACACAAGACCGAACCUCCUUAACCCUCUAAAACCCCUACAAGGCUACAAGUUUACAUUUUCUCUACAGACUACAGUGUUCUUCACCUUCACCAUAAUCACCAAUCACCCAAGAGAGAGAAUUACAGAUUUCAAAAUUACCAAUUUUCCAAAUUGUUGAGCUUUCUCUACAUCUAUUUUGGAUUCGGAGUUCAAUUUCCACAUUUUGGUUCAUAAAAACAUCAACCAAUUUGUUUUUAUUACUCGUAUUUCCAGGAGAUGGCCGCUAAUUUCAAUGUGAAUCAACAAUUCCUUGAACAACUUAAGGAUGCCGGUAAUAGGCUUCUGCUGCCCCCUUCUUCCACGCCUGAACUCUUACUCUUACUUGAUGAGGUGGUGUUACUCCUGUCCAAAAUUGGGCAGGUACCUUCACACCAAGUACAAGAUGCACUCUUGUAUAUCAUGAAGGCCUUAAUUGCAGACAGUCUUAUGCGGAAUCCAGAUGCUGAUGUCUUGAUUACUGUUACUGCUUGUCUCAAUGAAAUCUUGCGGAUAUCAGCUCCAGUUGCUCCAUACGAUGACGAAAAGAUGAAAGAAAUUUUCGAGCUGAUAGUCCUGUCGUUUGACAAGUUAUCCUGUCCGCCUGGCCGUUGUUAUUCUAAGGCCGUUCUGAUUCUUGAAAGUGUUGCUAGGCUCAGGUCUUGUGUAAUGAUGUUGGACCUUGAUUGUGAUUCACUCAUCACUAAGAUGUUUGAGCUGUUCCAGAAACACAUCAGCUCCAAUCAUCCUCAUUCUGUGUUCCUGGCUAUGGAGAGGAUCAUGACUGUCAUGAUAACAGAAAGUGAUUCCCUUUCAGUGGAGCUUCUUAAGGUCCUAUUAGAAAGCAUCAGGAAGGAAAACCAAAAUGCUUCACCUGAAUCAUUUAAAUUGGGUGCCAAAGUUGUUGAAGAAUGUUUGGAGAAGCUCAAACCAUAUGUUGUGGAAGCAGUAACGUCGACGGGUUGCUGCCUAGAGGAUUAUGCUCCCAUUCUUUCUUCGAUUUGUGAAACUGAGCCAAUUGACGUGAAGGAUCCUGUUCAUCAUUCUGCAAAGCAUCUGGUAGAAUGUGAACCCACUGGCGAUGAGCUCCAUUCUGCGGAACAUGUGCAGCCUUUGAAGGUAAUAGAACGUUGCAGUCAGAAUGCAGGAACUACUGGCGAUGAGCGUCACAGUCAGAAUCCAGGAACUACUGACGAUGAUCGUUGCUGUCAGAAUCCAGAAGCUGCAUCCAAAGGGGAAGGAAAGCUCAACUCCCAUAAUCCUGAUGAAAAGGAUGUGAGCUUGACAGGCCAAGGGAAAAUAUCUCGUGGAAGCCCUCGUGAUCAUGUGAAGCGAAGUUCUGAAGCACCAAGAAGUAAGAAAGUGGUUCCUAAAAUGGAGGACAAGCCUUCCAAAAGGGAUACAGAACAAGCUGCUGGUCUUGACAAUAAGAGGGUUUAUCAGGCAACUCCACUUGGUGGUAGCAGUGAUAAGAAGGGGAAGCCACAAAAGAAGGAUAUUAGUGGGGGGUCUAGGAAGAAGAGCACAACAUCCAUGUCAAGGAAGGAUCGAACCCAGACAAAUGAUGCCUUCACGUCCCAGAGGAAGAGGGCAUCUUCAGAUGACGAUGUUUUUGAGACUCCCCAUGGGAGAAAAAAUUACAAAGAGGAUUUGAUUGGCUGUAAAAUCAAGGUUUGGUGGCCACUCGACCGCAGUUAUUAUGAAGGCACUAUCUCAUCUUUUGAUGCUUCUACAAAAAAGCAUAAGGUUGAGUAUGAUGAUGGAGAUGAGGAGGUUUUAAAUCUGAGAACUGAACAAUGGGAAUUCUUAGGCGAUGAAAUUUCAACUGAUAUUGAUUUAUUUGUUGACAUGAAAUCUCCUCAUUCACGCCCAAUUAUGACAAAACGAGAAGCACCAACAGUGUGCGAGAAGGAAAUCUCUCAGACCAACACUAAAAAGAGGGAAGCAAUGCCUGACUAUGAGACUGAAGCUGACGAUGGAAGCCAUGAAGCUGCCAGAAUUGUAGAGAAAGAGAAGACGCCAGAGGGUUUGAGUGAGACGAAAAGACCAAAAUUAUCCGAUGGACAGAAGUCUUGACUUUUUGCUGUUAAAGUCUUCUUCCUGCUCGGAUCUGAUCUAGUGGAGAAAUUUAAGUAAGAGGACAUUUUUUACCAGGUUGCUGAUCGUGCUAAUCUUAUGACUACUUAUCGGAGGUUGGAGGCCAUACAAGUGUAAUGAUUUUGUUAGCUAGAGAAUGUUCCAGGGGUUUGGUUAGAAAUUAGAUGGAUUACCUGAGUAUGUAAUGUAUAGGUUCUAUACGGGAUUUUCUUGAAAAGGGCAACUGUAAUUAAUUAAGCAGCUCGAAGGCCCAUUUCUGUACACAUCAUACAAGAUAUGCAAUUUAAGUCAGUGUUGAUUGAA
Messenger RNA from Spinacia oleracea (spinach), 2526 nucleotides. RefSeq names its product sister chromatid cohesion protein PDS5 homolog D. The record is from RefSeq and is a predicted model, not a curated record. The coding region runs from base 367 to 2202 and encodes 611 amino acids. Gene Ontology annotation, cellular component: nucleus; chromatin. Gene Ontology annotation, biological process: mitotic sister chromatid cohesion; DNA repair. The transcript has 12 exons. NCBI's taxonomy places the organism in Eukaryota, Viridiplantae, Streptophyta, Magnoliopsida, Caryophyllales, Amaranthaceae.